Messenger RNA from Cynoglossus semilaevis (tongue sole), 2204 nucleotides. It is a transcript of the gene ckap4, whose product is annotated as cytoskeleton associated protein 4. The transcript has 2 exons. Bases 384 to 1916 code for a protein of 510 amino acids. The record is from RefSeq and is a predicted model, not a curated record. Lineage: Eukaryota; Metazoa; Chordata; Actinopteri; Pleuronectiformes; Cynoglossidae.
CAUCAGCUCGAACAUUUCCACCGAUCCCGAAGUUGGUUCUAUGUAAGAGGUCAUUGGGUUCUGGUGCAAAAAAACCAAACAAACCAGUAGCCUACAUCAGCCGCCUGAGGGUCUAGAUUCAGGCUCUCAAUCAUUGUUUCCUGGUGGGGUUGUGUCAUGUAAGUGGACCGGGGCAGGAGUUGACGGUGGGACGGCCCCCAUCCGCAUACCUCAGCACACACACAGCGGUGCAAAGACACGACUCGCUCUCUGAUACGCUGUCGGCUCCUGUCAGUGGGCCUGGACUGGGAACCAGUCUCCAUCCACGACUGCAAAAAGCAACAGCGGCAGCACACACACUCCCACAGCCGUAACACACCAUCACCAUCACCAUCCAGCCGAACAUGACUGCGAAGAACAGACAGAAGAACAACGGCGGCUCCGUGGAGAAGAGCGCAGCGCCGAGCCAGGAGGAUGCGCCGAAGAAAAGCGCAAAGAACGGAGCGGUCCCCUCGCCCGGAGCCCAGGGGCCAAAGACACGGAGUUGUCUGGGACUCCUCGUUAAUACUUUGUUUUACGUGGCCCUCAUAGGAGGUGCGGGUUUUGCUGCUUUUCAUCUGCAGAAAGUGGUGGAGGAGGUGCGACAGAGCAGCGGCAGGGAGCUGCAGGAGAGCGCGGAGCGGAGCGCACAGCUGAGCCUGAAAAUGGAGAGCGUCCUGCAACAGGUGGUGUAUCUGAAAGGCACUGUAGGAGGAUUGGAGUCGUCACUGGACAGUGUACGAGAGGAGCUAGAGGGGGCCAUCGGCAGAAUGAAGGUGGGCGAGGUGGAGACCAGGAGGGUGGAGGAGGCCCUCCAGAACCUCCAGAACGAUCUUCUCAGGGACCUGUCAGAGGGCAUCAAAGAAGUCAAGGAGGCUCGUGAGAAAGACUUCUCCUCUCUGGAGAGGACAGUGGAGGAGCGCCUGGCCGAGGUGAGUCAGUCCAUCAAGGCCAACAUAGCGGAGUUCACCGAGUCUCAGGGCGCGGCUCAGAGCCAGCUGGCUGAACUCAAAGCCCGGCUGGGCAACAUCGAAGACCCCGCACUCAUCAAACAGGAGCUCUCUGCCAUCGUUGAAGUCGUAGCUGAACUCAAAUCAGACAAAGCGGUGGCUGACACUACCGCCGGUUCACUCAUGGAGCAGAUCGGUUCGGUGAGGGAAGAGAUCCAGACCCGCAACCUGGAGGUAACCUCGCUGUCCGAAGAGGUGGAAGCGAUGAGGACCACGGUGCAGGAGACCAUCGGGAGUCUGAAGAAGGCACUCUCUGAGACGGAGGGUGAAGUUCAGGCUUUGAAGGACAAAACAGCGUCAAUGGAGAGAGGCGUGGAGCAGGCCGCUGAGGGCGUUCGUAAUAUGGAGAAGCAGGUGAGCGAGGCGGCUGCUCAGGUCUUGACGAGGUCAGAGGAUCUGGAAGUUCGAGUUAAAGCAUCAGAGGACAGCGGAGAUAACCUGUCAGCGUCCGUGUCAGACAUGACCUCCAAGGUAGAAUCACUGCUGGCCAAGUUCGACAGCUACGAGAGCACCCUGGUCUCUCAGUCCCAGGCUGUGGAGAAGGUCAAAAGUGACCUGGGGCAGGAGCUGGAGGCUCACAGAAGCUACCUGCAGCAGCUCCAGUCCACUCUGGGUGAGGUUCAGAACGAGCUGGUGUUCAGCUCCAGUCUGGAUGAACAGGUUCAGGAUGUGAAAAAGAGGCUGGAGGCCCUGGAGGCCAGCAGCAGCAGCAGCAGCAGCAGCAGGCAAGAACAGCUGGAGAACUUACGGAGCGUGGUGGACAUGCUGGAGACCAAAGCAGCCAGGCUGGAAGGACACGAUGAGGCCAUCGCUGCUCUUCAGAAGGCCCUCCAGGAGACCACAGACACUCUGGCUGGACUGUCUGGACAGGUCUACGAGGAGGUUUGACUUGAAGAACAGAACCAUCCAAAAAACACAGGGACAAACUGAUCUCAGGAUCUUUUAUAAGGUUAUGAAGAUUACUGUCAGAGCUUGACACGUGCACACCUUGGUCAAAGAGAUAAACGGGAUUAGACUGGGUUAUAGAGUGGAGCAGAGUUGAACUGCUGAUCUGUGAAAUCCACAACCAUACUGCACUGUAGUUUCUUUUCUAAUAUUUUUCUUUUCUUAAGAAAACUGUUUGUUUUUUUUAAAUCCACGGUUACUUUUUAAAUAAAGACCUUUUGUCCACCUACA